CUUCUUCUCCUUCUUCAUCUUUUUCUCCUAUCUCCUCUUCUUCUAUUUCUCUUUCUCCUUCCACCCCUUCCACCCUUUCUGGCACUCUUCCUUCUUCCACUUCUCUAACUUCCUCUCUCUCUCCUUCUUCUGCUUCAACGUUGUCCCCUACAAUACAACCUUCUACAGCAUCCAAUGGACUUGGGACAACUACUUCGAGUUCAUCAUCUCCAAAUACAACAAGUAUAUCUGCCACCCCUACCAUUCAGAGCACAUCUCAGGGAACCACAAAUGUAACUCAGAGUUUUAUUUCGACUCCAAUCACUACCUCGACUCUUAUCUCAGCAAACGAAAGUACCAUCGAAACCAUCACAACAUCAACUGUUGGUGUAUCGCAAAGUGUUGAUUCCAAUACAACGACAAACGUAACGGAACCACCAGCGAUAACAAAGGAGAAUACAGUACCAGUUAUUACUACAAAGGGACCAGCGGUUACCACAGGUGCACCUGUAACAAUGCAGCCAGUUAUAUCCAAAUUUGAGUUCCCGUUUCGGAUGUCAUUCAACACAACAUUCAAUACAGAAUUACUCGAUCGCAACUCUCCUCUUUACAGAACGGUGUCGGACAAUAUUACUGGAGAGUUAACUGAAGUGUAUAAAAAUACACCCGGUUUCAUUUCAGUAUUAGUUACCGGAUUUAGGGAAGGUUCCACCCUCGUAGACUACGACCUUACAGUACAUAGCUAUGUUAAUCAAAGCAGCGUGAUUAACUUUAUUAAUUCGACGGGUGCGAACAAUAUUCGCGCUCUUUCUACUUCUUUAGGAAUUCCAUCCAAUGUAGAGGAAGACAUGCUGAGCAACAUACAGCAAGCCCAGCUAAGAUAUACUGAUCGCUGUCUGACAAAAGGCGCGUGCAAGCCUUCAUAUAAAUGUAUAAACAACAUGUGCAGUUUAAUAUGUACCAAAAAUAUCUGUUUAAACGGCGGACAGUGUUUUACUGACAGCAACAGUACCGUCAUUUGCAAGUGUUCAGAAAAUUGGAAAUAUUACUACUCCGGUUCCAAAUGUGAAAAUGAAAAUAUGUCGUGGAAGUUUAUUAGCAGUAUAGCCGGAGGAAUUGGUGCGGCUGUUGUGCUUAUUUUCUUGAUCAUCAUUGUGGCAUUGUGUUGCAAACGCAAGAAAGCAGUGAGCAUGGCAGUGACAGUUUCCCACUUUCAAGGAAAGCCAAUGGUUUUGAACCGGAAAUCAUGAAUGCGUAUGCUUAUGACAAUAAAGCUAUGUCACACACUGAAUACGAUGAACUAGCUAAUUAUGAGUCACAACAACAACAACCACAACAACAACAACAACAGAGUCCAGUAUACUAUGCUCAAAGUGAAUUCAGACCAAACUUGAGCCAUAUUGACACUGCUAAAGAUUAUUCAAUUGUAAGACCUAAAAUUGGAUCAUGCCCAUCUUCAGUUGCUUCAAAUGGUCACAUGUAUGAUGUAAUGGACCCUAAUAGAAGACCUUACUAAAUUUCUAUUGAACAACACCAGCAACAGAAUGAAGAAAAAUGAAUAGAAGUGACGAUGCUGAGAAAGAAACUAGAAAAAUUGGCGGAGAUGAGGGUAAAGGAAACAUAAAACACAUUAAGAA
Octopus sinensis (East Asian common octopus) is the source of this 1616-nucleotide messenger RNA. Its product is annotated as interphotoreceptor matrix proteoglycan 2. The coding region runs from base 495 to 1229 and encodes 244 amino acids. The transcript is spliced from 10 exons. The record is from RefSeq and is a predicted model, not a curated record. NCBI's taxonomy places the organism in Eukaryota, Metazoa, Mollusca, Cephalopoda, Octopoda, Octopodidae.